AUGGAUUCACUCACCGAUCCAACCGGCCAAGACAGGCUAGUUUUCUGUCAUUUCAUAAUUGGCGUUGUCAGUAACCGCCAGAAUGCCAGCGACUAUGACGCAGACAUGAAAAGAGCCAAAGCGUAUGGCAUUGAUGCCUUUGCUUUGAACAUCGGGACAGACUCCUACACCGAUACCCAGCUGCACUACGCCUAUGAAUCUGCCGCCAACAACGACAUGAAGGUGUUCAUCUCGUUCGACUUUAACUGGUGGCAUUUCAGCCAAGGUAGCGAAGUCGGAACUAAGGUCCGCCAGUUUGCAGACCAUCCGGCUCAGCUCAAAGUAGACGGUAAGGUGUUUGUCUCAUCGUUCUGUGGCGAUGGUGUCGAUCCCUGUGCAAUCCAAACUGCUGCUGGCUGUGAAAUCUUCUUUGCACCUAACUUCCAUCCCGGCCAUGGAGAUUUCGAUAAUAUCCAGGGUGCCAUGAACUGGAUGGCGUGGGACAGCAAUGGUCAUAAUAAGGCUCCGGCCGCGGGACAGAAAAUAGCCGUGACGGAUGGCGAUGAUGCUUAUGGAUAUGCACUUGCUGGGAAGCCAUAUAUUGCGCCCGUAUCACCUUGGUUCUUCACACAUUUCGGUGCGGAGGUCCCCUACAGUAAAAACUGGGUGUUUCCGUCGGAUCUUCUUUGGUACCACCGAUGGAAAGAAAUCCUGGCUCUGCGGCCUCGCUUCGUGGAAAUCAUCACCUGGAAUGACUUUGGCGAGUCGCACUAUGUCGGUCCUUUAUCAUCACCCCACACAGAUGACGGUUCAUCCAAGUGGGCGAUAGACAUGCCACACAAUGGUUGGCUGGACAUGGCUAAACCCUUCGUUGCCGCGUAUAAAGCGGGCUUGCCCGAUCCAGAUGACUUCAUUCAUGAAGAAAGGCUCGUCUACUGGUACCGCCCAACUCCCAAAUGGGUUGACUGCGACGCAACCGACACAACAAUGUUGGACACUGCCAACAUUGCCAGUGGGGACUUCUUCCGCGGGAGGCCACACGGUUCAGAGACAAUGGAGGACAGUGUGUUUAUUGUGACGCUGUUGAAGGAGCCCGCAGAUAUGGCGGUAUGCUCCGGGUCGAGCACACGGACGUUCCAAGCACCGGCAGGUGCGCACGCGUGGUCGGUACCAAUGGGCGUGGGUGUACAGUCAUUCGAAGUUCGCCGAGAGGGAAACCUUAUCGAAGCGCUCUCUGGAGUUAGUCUACGAGAUGUGUCUGACCAAUGUCCGUACGGCAUUUAUAAUUUCAAUGCCUACGUUGGCACACUACCUGCCGACUCGGAGAUUGACAAGCUGCAGCCGGAUGGGAUGGCUCUGUUAUCCCAGGGAUUACGGACAUCUUGUCAGUCUAAUCCUUUGGGUAAUGAAGGGUGUGGAAAACCCAUAACUCCACCAUCGAGGACAUCCUCACCUGUACCAGACUCAGCCAGUUGCUGUACCAUUCUGUAG
This is a messenger RNA of Aspergillus bombycis, 1470 nucleotides long. Its product is annotated as glycoside hydrolase family 71 protein. Gene Ontology annotation, molecular function: glucan endo-1,3-alpha-glucosidase activity. Lineage: Eukaryota; Fungi; Ascomycota; Eurotiomycetes; Eurotiales; Aspergillaceae. The record is from RefSeq and is a predicted model, not a curated record. The transcript is spliced from 4 exons. The coding region runs from base 1 to 1470 and encodes 489 amino acids. Gene Ontology annotation, biological process: mating projection tip cell wall disassembly.